Molecule: messenger RNA, 1428 nt
Organism: Myotis daubentonii (Daubenton's bat)
Lineage: Eukaryota; Metazoa; Chordata; Mammalia; Chiroptera; Vespertilionidae
Gene: CTSH
Product: cathepsin H
Biological process (GO): proteolysis
Molecular function (GO): cysteine-type peptidase activity
Source: RefSeq, a predicted model, not a curated record
CCGCCCCCGCGCCUGGCCCGCACCCUGACCUCCGCGCGGGAGGAGCAGAGCCCGGAGCCGCCGCCGCCGCGAUGUGGUCCGCGCUGCCGCUGCUCUGCGCCGGGGCCUGGCUGCUGGGACCCCGGGCCCCCGGCGCCGCCGGUCUGUACGUGGGCUUCUCAGAGAUGGUUCGCUUCAAGUCCUGGAUGCUGCAGCACCAGAAGGCGUACAGCACGGUGGAGUACCAGCACAGGCUGCAGACCUUCGCCAGCAACCGGAGGAAGAUCGAGGCCCACAACGCCAAGAACCGCACGUUUAAAAUGGGAAUAAACCCGUUCUCAGACAUGACCUUCGCGGAAUUCAAGCACAAGUACCUGUGGUCAGAGCCUCAGAACUGCUCGGCCACCAAGAGCAACUACCUCCGGGGCCGCGGCCCCUACCCGGUCUCUGUGGACUGGAGGAAGAAAGGCCACUUCGUCUCCAACGUGAAGAACCAGGGCGGCUGUGGUAGCUGCUGGACCUUCUCCACCACGGGGGCCCUGGAGUCCGCCAUCGCCAUCAGGACGGGCAAGAUGCUCUCACUGGCGGAGCAGCAGCUGGUGGACUGCGCCCAGAACUUCAACAACCACGGCUGCCAGGGGGGCCUCCCCAGCCAGGCCUUCGAGUACAUCCGCUACAACAAGGGCAUCAUGGGCGAGGACACCUACCCCUACCAGGGCAAGGACGGCAAAUGCAAGUUCCAGCCCGAGAAGGCCAUCGCGUUCGUCAAGGACGUGGCCAACAUCACCCUGAAUGACGAGGAGGCCAUGGUGGAGGCGGUGGCCCUGUACAACCCCGUGAGCUUUGCCUUCGAGGUGACCGGCGACUUCAUGCAGUACCGGAAGGGCAUCUACUCCAGCACUUCCUGCCACAAGACCCCGGACAAGGUGAACCACGCGGUGCUGGCCGUGGGGUACGGAGAGGAGAACGGGACGCCCUACUGGAUCGUCAAGAACUCCUGGGGCCCCCAGUGGGGGAUGAACGGGUACUUCCUCAUCGAGCGCGGGAAGAACAUGUGCGGGCUGGCCGCCUGCGCCUCCUACCCCAUCCCGCAGGUGUGAGCCGGCCGCAGCGGGGACCGCUGGCCCAGAGGGGGACGCCGGGGAGCCGGGCACUGGGCCGCUGGAGGCUGUCCUGCCCCGGGGACGCGGGGGAGCCCCCAGGCCUCGCUCUGCGGCGUCCUCACCCCGAGGGAGGAGGAGGAGGAGGAAGAGGAGGGAGAGGAGGGGGAGUUCCAGCCACCGGCCCACCUGCCUCCACCCAAAGCCGACCGACCACCAGCCGUGCCUUAGCCUGGAUGUAAGGGCUCCAAGGAUAUUGUUCUCUAUUCUAUUAUUUCCGAGGCCGCGUGCGCCCGCAGGGAGCACUGGGCCCUCCUGUGGCCUUUACCCAAUAAACACUCAGCGAGCA